Messenger RNA from Caenorhabditis angaria, 790 nucleotides. NCBI's taxonomy places the organism in Eukaryota, Metazoa, Nematoda, Chromadorea, Rhabditida, Rhabditidae. The record is from the annotation of a GenBank genome assembly.
AUGUUUGCAUCGAAAGCGAUCAAAUUUGCAAUCUUCCUUCAAAUUGUUCAAGUCGUUAGGGCUGAAGUUGUUUGUAAUGGAGACGACUGGAAAAACCAAAAAGAUUGUGAAAUUAUUAAACACGGGGUAAUGGAUUUCAAAUUCAAAUCUAUCAAAGGUGAGUUCGAUCUUGGCUGGCUACAUCAUAAUUAUAAUUAGAUUUUCCAAUUUUUCAGAUGUCGAGGACAUCAAACAUAAAUUGCAAACCAUCAAAGAAAUCCGAAAUGGAAUCCACGUUGAUAUACCAGAUCUCGUUACAUUCGACUACUUGCCUAAUGUGAAUACAAUCAAAAAUGAAGAUGGUCCCGCUAUCAAAUUUUCAAAUCACCAAAAUUUUCAAAGCAUCAAAUUCAAGAGUUUGACAACAUUGAGCGGUAAACCUUCGGAUUUUUUAUUUGAAAACGACAAGUUUAUGAAAAUAUCGUCAAAACGCAGUGAAGAUUUGCUAGAAAUAUAUUUUCAAACCCAACCUGUUUCUCAACACCAAACUUGCUCUGAUAAUUUCAAAUUCGUCGAUGUUUUUUAUCACGAUAUUAUUGUUAAAGCUGAAUUCCCCCAAUAUUAUUUCUAUAUUGUUCUUUUUCUUACCAUAAUUUUUGCCUUGAGCUUUCUCAUAAUGGGUUAUAAGGCUUUUCAAGCACGCAGACUUUGGAAAGAGGCUCUCAAAAAACAAGAUGGUGCUGGAAUUGGUGCACCGAAUGAAGAACAUUUUGAUAAUGUUUCGCCAAUGGGAAAACCUGGAAUGGUUUAG